GAGUGCUCUAUGCAGAUGGGAUAGUGCUCCAUGCUUUGGAGAUGUCUAGUUUGCCAAUGUCCACCUCCUGUGCGCAGAAAAGGACCCUGGCAGAUGUUCUUGCUAGCUGGCCGAAGGAAAGCAGAACAUCUCUAGAAAACGGUCAAAGUGUCCAGGAGGCUGCUCUGUAUCUGAUAAGUUGUAAUCAGGACCCCGAUCGUUUGCUGUCGGAGGUUUUGUCCCUUCCAUGUAAGAAGAUUUGCAGAAGUAACGGACUUGAAUCUGGAACGGCUGAAGAGUCUCCUGCAUAUAACUCAGUAUUUGUUGCAUCCGCAUUGCGCGAUCAGGCCUUACACUUGGGAUUACCAGCUGGUAUCGUGACUGCAAGAGCAGCUGUGUCAAAUAUCCAGCGGAUAUGCCAGAAGUCUGCGGACUGUGCACAUGGAGCAGUGCUGAGCCAGGACCAAAUGGAGAGAUUGACAUGCUUGCUGAAAACAUUAAAGGGGCUGCUGGCGGAGAAUUGCUUUUGCCGUUCGCUGUUUUCUAAGGAAUUCUGGGAGCAGCAGCGCCACCCUGUGCUAGAAGCUGUCUGGCGUUUGCACAUCGAGGAUAUUGUACGAUUGGAGGAUAUGCUUGAGAGCUGCAAAGACACCACCUCUGCAGUCGACUGGUUCUGCGAAGAGAUGCGAUCACUAUGCGCGCACAUGGACGAUUCCUCUCACUUGGAGCAUCUUCAGCAAAUGGCAUCUGACUUUUUGAUUGUGCUGGUUGGCAACGCUUUCCGUCCAUCUGCAGAUCCUGCGGAGAAGUCAGAACAACAAAGAAUUACAGAGAUCUCUCUUCUGAUUCUGGAUCGAAUGCUUUCCUGGCUACUCGAUGGGGUCUCUGAAGAAAACAAGGAACAGCAAUCCCACAAGCCAUGUAUUGCGCGCCAUUGGCUGAUUGCAUUUGAGGUUCCCAGGUACAGAACCCGUUUGAUUCCAGAGUCUCUGGUGCGCUUCUAUAUCCAUACUCUGAAUCAGGUGCUUACCUACAAACCACAGUUGAAAGCUUCUGAUGCCAUUCGACUUCAAGGAAACUGGAGCUUUGCCAAAACCUGCCCCCUGCUAACAGAUCUGUACCGUAAGCUGUUUGUUGUGCUUGACGCUGUAAAGUCCACCGCUCACAUCCAACUUGUUCUGGAGACGCAGGAGGUGAAUUGGUACCACGUAUUAACGUGCCUGUCUUGUCUGGUCAUCUGCCAGGCCGAGGCUCAGCAGCUAGUGAAAAAUCUCUUGAGCCACCUCCUGACACAAGCUUUUACCCUGUAUGAGUUGGACGGUCUGAUCACGGCUUUCCUGUUUGCCCGUCAAGCAGCACUGGAAGGUCCGGCAGCAUUCAUAUCGUACACAGAAUGGUUCAAGACUACGUUUGGUGCUGCGAGUUCUUGCCACAGCAGCAGCAAGAAGUCUCAAGUCUUCUUAUUAAAGUUCCUUUCGGACCUGGUACCGUUCGAAAGCCCACAAUACCUGAAGAUUCACAUUCUGCACCCACCUUUUGUGCAGACAAAGUAUCGUCCCUUACUGAUGGAAUAUAUCUCGUUGGCCAAAACCCGACUUACAGACCUGAAGGUUUCUAUUGAAGACAUGGGUUUGUAUGAAGAUUUGUCAGCAGAACCAGAUAAAAAUCAGCCUCAGUCUCAGGCAUUACAAGAUGUGGAGAGAGCUGUACAGAUUUUUCAGACCACAAGCAAGAUACCAGCCAGUGUGAUGGAAGCCAGCAUUUUCAGGAGAUCAUAUUUUACAUCUCGGUUCCUGCCGGCACUGCUUACCCCCAGAGAGCUCCCGGCUACUCCGGACUAUCACAUGUUGCUGAUUGAUGCAUUGAAGAGAGCGGAGAAGAUUCCUGCAAGUUUGUACAGUACCUAUGUAGAGGCCUGUGAGCAGGAAAGGAACCGGAAUCUGGCUGGGAUAAAGACGAUGAUGGAUAAAAGUCUGGAAGAUGAGCCACUUCUAAGAUUGAAAUCUGCUCUUUGGGAUUUGCGCCCUCUUGUUAUAGACUCUAACCGAUACAGCGACGUGUCUGCACAGGUGGCUCUGAUUUCGGACAAGCUGUCUGCUGUCAUGAGGACUGGAAGUAUGGAGGCUGCCCCUAUUGCUUUGGAGAAUUUAAUUCCAGCCCCUGGGAGCGUGCCCCAGCACCAGGCUGUCGCUGACCUCCUGCUUACCUGCUUUUGCCAUUGUGUCAUGGCUGCCUCCAGAACCAACCCACCUGACAGACAGGGGCCGUGGCUGUCCUUGUAUAUAAAGAUGCUGUGUGGUCAUCACCUCGCUCUCUCCGCUAUACUGAGCAGGCUCCUGCAGCUUCUGUGCAAUCAGGCCGCUCUGCUGAGUGACACACAUAUUGUUGGAAUUGCUGUAUUUGCUGUUCACUUACAUGACUGCCGGACAUCUCUCCCUGCUCCAAAUGACGUGCAUUCACUGGACAGAUUUUGGGAAGCAUUGUUCAACACUAAGUGCUCCGACACAAUGCUCGUGUGCCUUAGGUUCUGCGUGGCAGCAGUGUCGUACUCGUUCUGUAAGUUCUCGAUGCUGGACCCAGACGCACUUUCACGCUGCAUUCCUCCUCUGUUCCUGCAGAAGCUCCAGCACCUGGCACCCAGGCUAAUCGGAGAGGUGCGUGGCGAGGUGAUCACAGAUGCGGAGAUGGACAUCCCUUUAAUUUGGAGGGCUCUGUCACGUCCCUCGGCUGCUUGGAAGGAAUCUGUACUCACUCUGUGGCACCAGCACCACCUACAGGAGCUGCUAAAACAGGAAUCAUUCCGGCUUUCUUUCAAGGACUGGCUGCUCUGGGAGAUGGCAUUACACUCUGCUAAGGAUGCCUUGUGUGACACAGAGAGGCAGGAUUAUCAGCGAUGGGCUAUCAACCAAGUUUACCUCCCAGAAUCCUCUGCUUCUGGUGGCUGUGAUGGGAAUUUGGAAAAGGCCUGUAGAAUUAUAGUCAAUGCUGUUUUGGACUUCAGUAACAGAUCUGGUCUUAGCCUCCAGCAGGAGACCCUGUCUCAGUCACACAGUCGCACAGGUUUGACUGAUAUUCUUUCACGUUUACAAGAUCUGGUCUGUGACCUGGUAAUAAUGGGUCAACCACAAUCGGGUUGGGUCAGUUUCAGUCAUUUCUUUUUUCAAAUCUUCCAUGAGAGGUUAGCAGCAACUAAAGACACCACGGAAAUAGAUGCCAGACUUACCAGACAAGGAGAACUUGGAAUGUGUUGUAGAAUUCUGCUUGGACUUCCUACUUCACUGCUGAUUAGCGUACGCUCGGACAGAGGAAUCGCUGCUCUUCACCCAGAGGACUUCUUCAAAUUUGUCAAUGAGGAAUGGAAGAAUCUUGGACCUCGUGGAUGUGCCUUACCUUACAAUGUCACGACUCACUUCUUUAGGGCUAUGCUGACCACCUCCUCUCAAUGUGAGGAUCCUGCCAGUGCAGUGAAUUCUCUCCUUAUUGCAUCCCUUUUAGAGUGCCCCAUCAUACUCACCUCUGCUGCGCUUUGGUGGCCUCAGCUUUACCCAGCCAUCAGAAACCAAUGUGAACGCUUGUUCGGAACGGUUUUGCCCAAGGAGGUAGAGGUCCUGCAGGAGAUGCGGACAGCUGUGGAGAGCUGCCUCUCCCAAGGAUUACCUUUGCGUCACUCGGGUUCUCCGUGGCUCCUGGCUGCAUUCCUCCACUUUACAUAUCAGAGGAAAACGUUUGCUGUCAAAACCACCCUAGAAUACCUUGCCAGCGUGAGCACAAAAUCUACACCGUUCCUGCUAUCAAUACUCUUCUUUUCCAUCAUGGAACUGAUUCCGUCAUUAUUAAAGGAAGGAGCAGAACGCAAGAUUGCACUGGAGAAUUGUUUGCAAAUCAUCCUUUGUUUGGAAGAGCGUGAGGAUUCCUGGAUGUGUGUCUUUCAAACAGCACCUGGGAACGGAGAACCAAUCACGACUCUACACAGAACAGCCUCUUCUGACUUUAUCAAGCUGCUACCUUUUGCGUUCUACAGCCUGAUCCCUUCUGUUCAGACGGGGAAACUAAUCAAGCAGCACAAUUUCCUUGAGGUUGCAAUUCCGAUGUACAUUCAGCUGGUGCAGUUAUUUCUGGAUGGAAGCAGCUUUGCAACCUCAUCACUUCAGUCUGCGUGUGUCCAUUACCAUGAUGUCAUCACCAAUGGUCGUUCCUUUCUGCUAAGAGUGGUUCCCAAGUGCACUAAGCCAAGCUCUGCCUUUACUAGCCAGGUCAUGAAAUCCUGUGACGAAUAUGAUCCUGAACUGGCUUCAAUGCUAAAUUUUCUUCAAGUUCCAUUUGAUUACGAGGAUUUGGCUAUGGAACCAGACUUGUUUUGAGCCAGUGGACUAGUUAAGAUUUUCCUCCUGUGGGAGAAUUUUACAUCUAGCUAAAAGUAGCUUCUAGGGUUACUCUAAGCUUGCUGUCGUGGUUAUUAUGCAAGGAGUACCCUAGCCCAGUAAUGGGGUAAACCUGUUUGCAACAGCUUGCCACCUUACCUGAACUCCUGCCGGACUCCGAUACUCCCUGGUGGUCCAGUGACACGCUUUCGCAGAAGCUGUGGCAGUUGACAUCCAUUGGCUGAGAGCAUCAAUUGACUGCUAGCCAAUGACUGACAUUCUGUUUAAUGAAAACUGCAGAGUUUACAGUAGCCAGACCCACAACUCUAUUUCAAGGCUGGCUGAUCACCCCCCC
Molecule: messenger RNA, 4695 nt
Organism: Pelobates fuscus (common spadefoot toad)
Lineage: Eukaryota; Metazoa; Chordata; Amphibia; Anura; Pelobatidae
Gene: FANCA
Product: FA complementation group A
Exons: 43
Coding region: 42-4340 (1432 amino acids)
Biological process (GO): interstrand cross-link repair
Cellular component (GO): Fanconi anaemia nuclear complex
Source: RefSeq, a predicted model, not a curated record